Paraglomus brasilianum is the source of this 2448-nucleotide messenger RNA. The record is from the annotation of a GenBank genome assembly. Lineage: Eukaryota; Fungi; Glomeromycota; Glomeromycetes; Paraglomerales; Paraglomeraceae.
AUGCCAAACCCAUUCGACCUGGCUCCCGAUCUCCAGGCUCUACUGAGUAUUGAGACUUUCCAGGGCAAAUUCACCACCAAAGACUUUGUGGAGAAAGCUACAAAAAAUCUUCUUCCCUAUACAAACCCUAAAGCUUAUAAUCCAAAACCGCUUAUUCGAACAUUUGAGGCUUCGAUCGAAGAGCUACAGAAACUUCACCAAACUGUACAACAGCAGGGUGAUGAUUUGGAAGGAAGCGUACAGUUUACGGAAGCAGCUCACCGGAAGAAACUACAAGAACUUAAUUCGACCUUUGAGGAAGUCGUCCGGUCCUUUGAAAAUCUAGAAACCCGAAUAAACGAAGUUGGAAAUACGGCAAUCAGAAUUGGCGAGCAACUUGAGACUAUAGACAGGCAGCGCCUGCGUGCAUCAGAAUCAAAGCAAUUAAUAGAGUAUUUUAUGGCAUUCAAUCGUGGUGAUAUGGCUAGGGUAGAGUCAUUGAAAAAGAAAGAAGGACAACUUAAGGCAGCGAUUAUUGCAAGACGACUGAACACGGUUGCAAAAGAGUUAGAUAUACCUGGUGCUGAAGCAGCGAGAACUCGUAUCGAAAAAUAUUGCGAGGGACUAGAGAAAGAAUUAUUAGAUCAAUUUGAUAGAGCAUAUAGAAAAGGCGACGCAAAAACAAUGCAGCAUUGUGCUAAAACUUUACAUGAAUUUAACGGUGGUGGUUCAUGCAUCGCACUCUACGUCAAUCAACAUUCGUUCUUCAUACAAAAGGUUAAUCUCACCGAAACGCACGAGUUUUUUGAUAAUAAAAGUUGGAACGAUCUUGCAAAUCCCGAAAUUGCUCCUCCACCGUUAGAUCAGGGUAUGGCAAAUCUCUACCAGGAAAUCCGAGAAACUGUCAAACAAGAAGCAGAAAUUAUCAAUGCAGUGUUUCCUAAUCCUAUGGGAGUUAUGCAAGUCUUCUUGCAGCGGAUAUUUGCUCAAUUAAUACAAAGCUGUCUGGAACAUCUCCUUAAAGAGAGCGAAUCAAUAUCAACCCUUGCCUAUCUGCGGACACUUGCAACUAUACACAUAGCGACUUUAAAUCUUGUAGAAGACCUGAAAGGAUUAGAUAUGCAUAAUAAAAAGUCAGAGGAGAUUCGUGGCAGAAUGGAAGUUAGUCAAAGUAAAGCUGAUACUCUUGUAGACGUAUUGAAUCAAUGCAUGAUGGAUUUGUUUGUGCCGUAUACGGAAGGCGAUCGAUAUCUCGAGAAAGAGAAAAAGUCACUACUUGAAUUAUAUUCUUCAUUGUUAUUGCAGUUUAAUGCAUACCAUCUGCAACGCAAGAAUGCCAAGGGUGGUAACCUGUUCCAACGGGCGGUGAAUCAAAUAUCGUCUUCACCCGCUCCUAAUCAACAGGGUAUAGUUUUAAAUGACAAAGGCCUACUGCCUGUCACUGAGGAAGACGGACAACUGUCGAUAUACUCAGCGAUGUUGAUCAUGAAGAUUCACGCCGAGGCAGUAAAGCGAUCUGUUGGCCUUAGCAUUCCAACUGACUUAGCCAAGAAUGCCAGCAUAUUAUUCCAUGUAUUGUUGGAUAGUAUCGGAAGACAAUAUGUAGAGACGGCACUUGAAACAACAAUCGAACAGCUUGCUGCAAUGGACGGAAAGACGGACCCGGAUUUUAAACCGUUGGCGAGUCUUAAGGUUGCUAAAGACAUAAUGCAUUUGGCACAAAAUCACUUUCAAAUCGUCAUCCUUCCUCUGGCCUCUGCUUCUCUCACAAUUCAUCGGGACUUGAUAGCUGAAAAAAAUAAAUUUAUGCUUGGUUUAGAGAACAAGAUGAAUAUGGCUGUCCAGAAAAUGGUUGAUGCUAUCAUCGCCCGGCUGUCUAAUUUCCUUUCUCGACAAAAAAAGACUGAUUUUCGUCCUAAAGAUGGUGAUGAUUCUAUAUUGAGUCUGGCCACCGGGCCAUGCAAUAAUUGCAUCGACUACUUGAAGAAGGUUCAUUCGGGUAUAGGUCAUCAUAUUGAUGGUAAAAACUUUGAACAUUUCUUGACUGAAGUUGGAAUGGCCUUCCACAGUAUGUUGCUUGAACAUUUCCGCAAGUUUACUGUUAGUCCGGCCGGUGCAUUGGUUUUAACAAAGGACAUUGCAAAAUAUCAAGAAGCAAUAGCACAGUAUAAAAUUGCCGCCCUCGAUGAGUGUUUCGAAAUGUUACGCGAAAUCGGCAAUCUUUUCGUUGUCAAACUAGAUAUCAUCCCCUCAGUAUUAAGUGAGGGAUUCCUUUCUAAGAUCGAAGUGCAGCAUCUACAACCAUAUCUUGCUGCAAGGACAGAUUUCAAAUCAGGGGGAAUAGAGAAACUCAUAGUCGCUAAUACGGGUGUGGGAGGAAAUUCAUUCAACGAAAAGGCUAGGGAUAAAUUGGCAGCAAUAGGCAUUGGGAUGGGACUCGGGAGAGAAGUUGAAGGGAUUGCAGAGUAA